UGCAGCCGCAAAUGCUUGACUCCGAAGGUCCAUAUCGGCUGCUUUAUUGUUCAAGUAAGGGAGAUAGAGCAGGGGUGUUACAGGAGUUAGAGAAAGGGGUUGAACCCAAUCUAGCCGACUAUGACAAGAGAACAGCUCUUCAUUUAGCAUCAAGUGAAGGACGGGCUGAAAUUGUUCUUUUACUUCUUGAGACAGGAGCAGAUGUCAACUCUUUAGAUCGCUGGGGUCGCACUCCACUGUCAGAUGCCCACAGCUUUGGUCACGAGGUGAUUUGCAAGAUACUGGAAGCUAAAGGUGGAAUAGAUCCGGUGGGGCUUGACUCCCAGACUCCUUGCUAUGAAAUUCAUCACACUGAAGUGGACAUGGAUGAAGCGAUACUUAUUGGACAAGUAAUUUCUUAUUUUAAUUUCUAUCGCAGAUAUCAAGGAGCAUAUGGUGAAGUUUAUCUAGUCAAGUGGCGUGGCACAGAAGUUGCUGCAAAAACUAUUCGGUCUUCCAUUGCAUCAAACUCAAGGGUGAGGAGUUCUUUCAUGAAGGAAUUGGGUUUGUGGCAAACAUUGCGCCACCCUAAUAUAGUGCAAUUCCUUGGUGUCCUAAAGCAUUCUCAGCGCUUGAUCUUCCUUACAGAGUAUCUUCGCAAUGGAAGUUUGCAUGAUAUAUUAAAAAAAAGAGGAAGAAUAGAUCCACCAACAGCAGUUUCUUAUUCUUUAGAUAUUGCAAGAGGUAUGAACUAUCUCCAUCAGCAUAAACCACAUGCUAUAAUACACCGCGAUUUGACACCAAGCAAUGUGUUACAAGGUGAAGCAGGGCGCCUCAAGGUGACAGACUUUGGAUUAAGCAAAAUUGCGCAAGAAAAAGAUUCAUAUGGUUACAAAAUGACUGGAGAAACGGGUUCAUAUCGUUACAUGGCACCUGAGGUUUAUCGUCGAGAAUCAUAUGGGAAGAGUGUUGAUGUGUUCUCCUUUGCAGUAAUUGUCUAUGAGAUGUUUCAAGGGGGACCAACUAAUACAGCAGAAACUGGAAUACAGAUUGCCGAUAAGCGAGCUUAUGAAGAUUCCAGACCGCCUCUCUCAUCAACUUUAUACCCUGAACCAAUCAAGGCGCUUCUCCAGGAUUGCUGGCACAAGAAUCCAGAUUGUCGACCAACAUUUGAAGAAAUAAUCUCACGGCUAGAGGUUAUCCAAGAAAUUUUGGAAAAGAAGAAAUCCAAUCCAUCGUGCUGUAGUUGUAUCAUCUUAUAAAACAAAUUGAAUAGUAACAAACAUAUUUUCAGCAGAUGCCUUUUCAUUUUAAUUGAUUGUAUUACUAUUGUAUGUCUCCCCUUUGCACGUGUAGUUUUCUUUCUCAAUUUUAACUUUUGUCGGAUGUACUUUCUUUUUACCUACAGUGAACAAUAUCUUGAAGAAGAUCAAUCACAAAGUUUGUACAAAAAAUAUGGGGGAUUCCAGAUUGACAUCCG
Molecule: messenger RNA, 1459 nt
Organism: Pistacia vera
Lineage: Eukaryota; Viridiplantae; Streptophyta; Magnoliopsida; Sapindales; Anacardiaceae
Product: integrin-linked protein kinase 1-like
Exons: 11
Coding region: 12-1241 (409 amino acids)
Biological process (GO): protein phosphorylation
Molecular function (GO): protein kinase activity; ATP binding; protein binding
Source: RefSeq, a predicted model, not a curated record